Messenger RNA from Zychaea mexicana, 1792 nucleotides. Its product is annotated as glyoxal oxidase N-terminus-domain-containing protein. NCBI's taxonomy places the organism in Eukaryota, Fungi, Mucoromycota, Mucoromycetes, Mucorales, Lichtheimiaceae. The transcript is spliced from 5 exons. The record is from RefSeq and is a predicted model, not a curated record. The coding region runs from base 77 to 1750 and encodes 557 amino acids.
CUGAUCGCCCUGUAUGGAAUAUAAGGCCCUUCCUAAGUUUCUCUUUUCUUCUCGUACUGCAACACCAACAUAAAAUAUGCGAUCCACUGGCCUACUACCAUUGGCACUGAUCGCCAGCAUCAGCCUCACAGCUCAUGCUCAAGAAGAAUCUUAUUCACCUUUUUACUGGACGCAAUCGCAAGAAUUUAUGUCAAACUAUGCAUCUACUGGCAAAAUGGAGCAAAAGGGGCGAACUGGUGUGUCGGCUAUGCACGCAGUCUUGUUAAAUGAAAAGAGCAUUGUGAUCAUUGACAAAGCUGAAUGGAACGAAGCCAAAUACGAUUCGGGCCAAAGCGCAUAUUCAGCCCAAUACUUCUUAGACACGGACGAGUAUCGAGUGUUGCCUCUGGAUACCAACUCUUUUUGUUCUGCAGGCGGUUUCUUAAGCAACGGAACGUUAAUCAGCACUGGCGGUGGUGAAUUGACUGGUCGUACCUGGAAAGUAGCUGCUGGAUACAAAUCCAUUCGUCUUUUUGAUCCAUGCCUGGACGAUUCAUGCCAAUGGCGCGAAUAUGAAUUACCAAACACACGCAUGGCCAGUAAUCGGUGGUAUCCAACCGUUGAACAAUUGCCAGAAGGCAAUCUGUUUAUCCUCGGAGGCUCGACAGUGCCUGCAGCCGUCAAUAGGGAUGAAAUCAACGUCCCAUCAUACGAAUUUUGGCCACCACAGGAAGAAGGACCCAUUGAUUUUCCGUUCCUCGUAGAAACUAUGCCAUACAAUCUAUACGCCUUUGUCUUUGUGUUACCCGACGGCAACCUCUUCAUUUUCGCCAACCAACAAUCGAUCAUCUACGAUUAUAAAAAGCAUGAAGUCGUCAAGAAGCUUCCCGAUUUACCUGGUGUCCCACGCUCAUACCCAUUGACGAGUGGCGCUGUCAUGUUACCCCUCGAUCCAGCUAACGAUUACAAGGUUGAAAUUUUGAUCUGCGGUGGAUCCGAAAAGAUGGAUAAGAACUCUGUUGCGGACGAUACGUGCGGCCGCAUCAAUCUCGAUGAUGAGGAUCCACAAUGGGAGAUGGAGACGUUUGUUCAUAAACGAUUAAUGCCGGACGGUGUGUUUUUGCCAGAUGGUACAAUAUUUUGGGUCAAUGGCUGUCAACGUGGGUGGGCAGGAUACAACAACCGUAAUCAUGAUCCCACAUUUGAUCCACUAAUUUACGAUCCCGAUAAACCUGUGAACAAGCGCUGGACUCAAGGCUUGGCCAAUACCGAUAUUGCGCGCAUGUACCAUUCCGUCGCACUGACCCUGCCCGAUGGCCGCGUAUGGAUUGCCGGUUCAAACAACAACAAUCCUAGCAAUGUCACCGCCGAGUACCCAACAGAAUUCCGCGUUGAGUAUUUCUCGCCGCCAUACCUUUUCAAAUCGGCCACUCGACCUUUGAUCUCCCACGUGCCACGGGUUGUCAUUUACAAGGAGUGGUUUGACAUAUUAAUCAAUCUGGGUGAGCUCGCCCAAUCUGGAAGCGACCCUGACAUCAAGGUUGCGCUGUUGCGCCAAGGUUUCAGCACUCAUUCUAUGCAUAUGUCGCAGCGCUAUGUCGUCUUGCGACACACAAUCGCGGAUGAUCUUCAAUCCAUUCGUAUUGAGGCACCACCCACGGCUAAUAUAUUCCCUCCUGGCUCCGGAUAUUUGUUUGUCGUAUGCAACGGUAUUCCUUCAAAAGGAACAGAAAUUUUUAUUGAACACAAUGUCAAUGACCUUAUGAUCUAGUAUCAUAUUAGGCAGUUUGUAGUAGCAGUAAUAGUAGUAGCA